AUGGCCCAAGAGAACCCCAAAAUGCACAACUCUGAGAUCAGCAAACGCCUGGGCGCGGAGUGGAAGUUGUUAUCCGAGUCAGAGAAGAGACCGUACAUCGAUGAGGCCAAGCGGCUGCGAGCGCAACACAUGAAGGAGCACCCAGACUAUAAGUACAGACCCAGACGUAAGCCUAAAAAUCUGCUCAAGAAGGACCGCUACGUCUUUCCUUUGCCCUAUCUGGGAGACACGGAGCACCUGAAGGGUCUGCCCAUGUCCACGGCUGACUCUCUGCUCAGCGCCUCGGAGAAAGCCCGUGCCUUCCUGCCGCCCACCUCUGCGCCCUACUCCUUUUUAGACCCGAGCCAGUUCAGCUCCAGCGCGAUCCAGAAGAUGACAGAGAUGCCGCACACGUUGAGCACCAGCACUUUGCCAUACGCGUCCUCCUUGGGAUACCAGAACGGCGCUUUUGGGACCCUAGGGUGCCCCAGCCAACACACCCACACCCACCCGUCUCCCACCAACCCGGGCUACGUGGUGCCAUGUAACUGUACCGCAUGGUCUGCCUCAAGUUUACAGCCCCCGGUGGCCUACAUACUCUUUCCAGGUAUGACCAAGGCUGGGAUAGACCCAUACUCUUCCGCGCACGCCACUGCCAUGUAA
Molecule: messenger RNA, 642 nt
Organism: Knipowitschia caucasica
Lineage: Eukaryota; Metazoa; Chordata; Actinopteri; Gobiiformes; Gobiidae
Source: the annotation of a GenBank genome assembly